AUGAAGGCGUUUUCCUCUUACUUCCUCUGUUGAAUGUGGUGAAGUCAUAUAUUUCAGACACGGGUAUUUACUGCAUUCACUCCUGUCCAGAAGAGCGGGAACACAGACACAAACGCUAACCCACCUCUGCUCACCUGAGACAACAACACAAAGACUGACAUGUCAAACAGAGGUCAACAGUUUGGUCUGAGCCGUGAGGUUCAGAAUAAGAUUGAUAAGAAAUACGACCAAGAACUGGAGGAAAGGCUGGUGGAAUGGAUAAUUUGUCAGUGUGGUUCUGGUGUGGAGCGGCCUGAGCCCGGCAGGGUCGGCUUCCAAACAUGGCUCAAGGACGGAUGUGUGCUGGGUGAACUCAUCAACAGCCUGUCUGGAGCCAAAAAGCCCAUCAGAGUUAUCAAGAGCUCCACUAUGCCUUUUAAACAGAUGGAGCAAAUCUCCUUGUUCCUUCAAGCUGUGGAAAGCUAUGGAGUCACUAAAACUGAUAUGUUCCAGACUGUGGACCUUUAUGAAGGCACAGACAUGGCUACUGUCCAGAGGACUCUGAUGGCUCUGGGGUGUUUGGCAGUCACAAAGGAUGAUGGGAAUUACAAAGGAGAUCCCAAUUGGUUCCAUAGGAAGGCACAAGAGAACAGGAGGGAUUUCUCAGAGGAACAGCUGAGCCAAGGCAGAAAUGUCAUUGGCCUGCAAAUGGGCACAAAUAAAGGAGCAUCUCAAGCUGGAAUGACAGGCUAUGGUCAAUCCAGGCAGAUUAUGAACAACCCCUGAAGCCAAGCACCGCUGCUACCCUGCUCCAACACACUCCUCCUCUCUGUCCUCUAAAACACAUGGGGAACAAACUCUGACUCUUACCUUGGUACCUUAACUGGACCAAAACAGGGACCAGUGAGAAUAUUCACACAUGUACAACACACACACAGCCACACAUUCCAUAUUGAGGCUAUACAAAUAAUUUGACCAUUACAGACAAUUAGCUUUUACAUGUUUUCAAAAUUUACAACUACACCUUUGAUUGUAAAUACAAUAUUUGUUAUUCAAGUUUUAUCUUAAUCUUUUAAUCCAUUGAAUAUAUCUUACAUUAUCAUUUAUUUUUUUCAAAUAAAAAUCAACUCAAUCGUCAGAGACUUGUAACUAGCUUAAGCUAAAUAAUUCAUCAUAUUCAACUAAAAGUUUAUUAUUUCUAUAUAAUAAAACAUUUGGGAACUUA
Messenger RNA from Solea solea (common sole), 1204 nucleotides. Its product is annotated as transgelin-like. The transcript has 5 exons. Gene Ontology annotation, molecular function: protein binding. Lineage: Eukaryota; Metazoa; Chordata; Actinopteri; Pleuronectiformes; Soleidae. The coding region runs from base 160 to 765 and encodes 201 amino acids. The record is from RefSeq and is a predicted model, not a curated record.